Molecule: messenger RNA, 4507 nt
Organism: Galleria mellonella (greater wax moth)
Lineage: Eukaryota; Metazoa; Arthropoda; Insecta; Lepidoptera; Pyralidae
Product: (11Z)-hexadec-11-enoyl-CoA conjugase-like
Exons: 7
Coding region: 262-1449 (395 amino acids)
Biological process (GO): unsaturated fatty acid biosynthetic process
Cellular component (GO): endoplasmic reticulum membrane
Molecular function (GO): stearoyl-CoA 9-desaturase activity; iron ion binding
Source: RefSeq, a predicted model, not a curated record
GUUGGGACAUAGAGUCAGACCACCAGUACACCAUAGAACGCCGCGCGCGCCACUAGUCCCACUCCACUGUCCCAUCACCGGUCAUCGCCACCACAGUGAAAACGUGACUAGUUCGCCGCUUUUCCGCGCACAAAUUCAUGCGACCAGAACGACAAGGUCUUUAGAAACUUUUUUGCCCGAAACUGUGUCACUUCGUCGUUUCAAGCCAGUGUUAUUCUUGUUUAAUUUAUAUGUGUUUAUUUGAAAGUGUGAAAAUAAUCGAUGAUCACAACGUCGUAUUGCCGGCUUUUAACUAGCGUGUCAAGGUCGUUGAAUACGAUAAUGGCUCCAACACAACAAAACGUCGACGCAUGCGACGCACCUCCACAUUCUCAGCUAAAAAUGAGACUUAUAUCAAGUGAUUAUAAAAGUGAUAAUUGUGUGAACAGCUGUGAUAAUAACAAUUCAGUGUUACGAGAGAGUGCUAGUGACAAAAUAAACAGUGAAACAGACUUCGACAUAAGCAAAUAUGAGGCCAUGGAAUUUAGGCCAAAAAUUAAAUGGCCAGAUCUUAUAGUGCAACUGUCUCUGCAUUUAGUUUCAAUUUAUGGACUAUUUCUUACAUUCACAAACCAAGUUAAACUUUACACUAUAUUAUUUGCAUUGGCGACAAUCUACACUUCGGGUUUCGGAAUAACGGCAGGAGUACACAGGCUGUGGUCACAUCGGGCGUACAGAGCACGAACACCGCUCAGGAUAUUAUUAGCUGUGCUGUUCACCAUCACUGGCCAGAGGGAUAUAUAUACAUGGGCGUUGGAUCACCGCGUACAUCACAAAUACUCCGAGACCGUUGCCGACCCUCACGAUGUUAGGCGAGGAUUUUGGUUCGCUCACGUGGGCUGGCUAGUCCUCACACCUCACCCCGCAGUAGAGAAUCGCCGGAUAGCCCUUCAGAAGACUUCCUUAGAUCUCCUAGCUGAUCCCGUCGUGAGGAUACAAAAACUGAUCUUCAUUCCUUCCUUCGGCCUGCUAAAUAUAGCACUGCCGGUAUGGAUACCUUGGUACUACUGGGGAGAGAGCCUACUCAUCAGUUUCGUCAUUAGCUUCGUAACCAGAUUUACCAUCACACUGAACGUCGCUUACUGCGUCAAUAGCUUCGCUCACCUUUGGGGUAACAAGCCUUACGACAGGUUCAUACUCUCCGUUGAAAAUCAAAUGGUGAGUUUAGCAGCACUGGGUGAAGGCUGGCAUAAUUACCAUCACGUGUUCCCGUGGGAUUAUCGCACAUCAGAGCUUGGCCGUUUCAAUGUGUCUACUAGAUUUAUCGAUAUUUUCUCCAAAAUUGGCUGGGCAUAUGACCUUAAGGCGGCCACACCAUCGAUGAUAUCAAACCGGGCUAAACGAAGCGGAGACGGUACCUUUGAAGAAAUAGAAGAACCACAUCCCGAGUUCACCGAGUACAAACAUUAAACAAAUAAUUCAAUCAUUGGACCAAUUUAUUUAAUCAUGAUUUCAAAACUAUUUUUGCAACUUUGCUUUAAAAAUAACAGCAUAAUAACCGUCUAUUGCUAUAAUCUAAAGUCUCAACUACUCUCGAUGUUCAUUAUAUAAUGAAACAGAUACGAGGUUAUUUGGCAUUUAAUGCUUAAUUUGAAAUCUUGAGACUUAAUUUUCGUUUAUUCUAAUUAAAAGUCAAUCAGUUAUAGAAAUGUCCUUUAAAAAUACGGGUAAAAAUAUUGUAUUCUUAGUAAAACAAAAUUUACGUACUGUAAACUACAUAAGUGAUUAUUUGUAUAUGUAAAAUACCAAUUAUGUUACAAAACUCACAGACUUUUCCAAGUGUAUGUCCUAGAUCUUUGUUUAGUGUAAUAAAUAUUGCUUUUAUUGUACUGAAACCAUAAAAAAAACAUAUUUUUUAUUAUUAUAAAUUAAAACGUAUACCUACUGUUUCCAUAAUUUUCAACCAACUUCAAAAAGAAAGAAGUUCUAAAUUCGGUUAUAUUUUUUAUGUUUAUUACUUCAUACCGAAUUAAAAAAUGGUUUUUUAUCUAAAAAUAUAUACUUACACAUUGGUCCAAUAGGAUUUUUAUCGAAAUCGGUUCAAUAGUUUAGUUUUUAAAUCAAAAUAACUGGUUUUGCCACAAUUGAGGUCGGUUUUUUUAUGGAACAUAAUUUUUAAUUAUUUUAUCCACAAUAUAUACUUUUAUAGAAACAUUGUACCAUUGUAAUUUUAAUUGAUAAAUCAGCUAGUAUUGUAAUAAUGUUUAUUUGAUAUCCAAUUACUUCUACAAUUAUUUUAGUAAAUAAUCGAAAAUUCUUAAGUAAGCAGAUUUCGUUACUUGUUUUGCCCAAUUAAUUUAUCUUUAAGUACUUAUUUAAAUAUUAUAUAAUUCUUUAAGUCACGUCUGAAUAAAAAAAAUAUACGUAUAUCUUGUCACAUAUAAAAUACUAUACAAUGAGUUGUAUUUACUUAUCGAUUUACAUACAUCAUAUGAAUUUCUAUGAUAUACACCAUUACUUCCUUAAUAUGCCUAUUCUACCAGUUAUUUUAUACAGUUUUUUUACCAGAUAUAGUCAGCGUACAAUCUACCAUGUUCACCAAAAAUUAUAAUCUUUUUUUUUUAUUCAACUUAGAAUGGCAAACAAGCCGACGGCCCACCUGAUGAAAAGUGGUAACCGUCGCCUAUAGACAUGAGCAGUAAGUACCAUGGACAUAACAGUAUACUGUUUCGCCCAUAAUAUCCCCCAUGCGUUGCCAUUCCUGAGGACUCGGGUGUUUUUCCUCUGUACCCUGUAAAUUCACGCCAUAUCCCACCCUUCAAACCGAAACACAGCCAUGCAAACACAACUGCUUCACGGUAGAAACACGAAUGGGAAAGAGGUACUCAAGCAAUCGACUUUUGCACAAAGUUUUCCUCUGGUAAAUUCAUAAUAAUAACUAAUUUAUGCCCUGAACCGUUGAUUUUUUAUUUAUAACUUUUUAAAUUGAGUUUUAUCGAAAACAUUACGAAAAAUUGUGUUUUUUUAAAUAGAUAAUACUAAGUUUUGUAGUUCAAUUAUGCUACAGAUUGAUAUGUAUUAUUCUUUCCACUUGUUUACUAAUGAUUUUUUUGCGACAUUAAUUAUUUUUAUAAGAAGACGAUCGAUGAAGAUUUGUGAUUUUCUUUAACACCAGAAAAGAAAAUUUUACACAAAUAUUCAGUAUACUCAAGAUACUGGCAGUAUAUAUAGUAUAGUUUGUUCUUUAUUUUGUAAUUCUUCCCAAAUUCAAAUAAAAUGUGUUUUCUGUAAAUAAAACUCAUUCUGUGAGAAUAUUAAUCUAUGCAACCGAUGAAAUUUAUCUCUCAAUCAAAAAAUAUAUAAAAGAGAAAGGCAUUCCUGACGCCUUCCUUGUAGAGAAAUAUACUUUGUUUUUCUUUUUGUAUAAUGAGAUUAAUAUAAAAUCACUUACCCCUAUGUACUUGUGUAUAUUUUUACAUAGAUAGCUAACUAAUAUUACCCUAAAUUACUCCAAAUCUACACAACAAAAUAGACAAUGGUAACAAAUAUACGUAAAAUUAAUUAAAUUGUUUAUUUAAGUAUUUACAAAAAUAAUUUCUUGGUCCACGAUUAAAAUUAGUUCAUUACCGUGGGAUCAUCAAUGAGCAAAUAAUUAAACAACUAGGCCUAAUUUUCUACAUAAACUUAUUGUAGUACUUAUCUAAGAGUAUAAAAAUAGCUAUAAUUUUACAAAAAAAAAUUAUUUGUGUUUAUUUAUUAGUAAGAUGUUUUUAAUUUAUUGUACAGGUGUAUAUUAUUUGUUUCCUUUUUUUAAAAUAUCACAAGACUAUAAGUACAUGAAAUUGAAGAUAUUUUACUUAUUUCAACUCAUAGAAAUUAAAUCAACAAAGAUAUUAUUACAUAAAAUUUCUUUUUGUGCCAUAAAACUCUAUAUUCAUUAUUCUGCAGGUAAAUAUAAAAUACUAAUCAGCUUUUUUUUUUUUAUAAUUUCUUUAUUGUUUUAUUAAUAGUUAUUUAUUUAAUAUAAACAACUUUAAAUCUAUUAUCAUUACCAGCCAUUUCUUGACUUGUUAUGCUAACGUGUACCUAAAUUUACUGUAUAUCGAAAUACUAUAUCUUUAUAUUUAAGAGAAUACUUAAAUUUAAUACGUGUAAAAUAUCGUUUAUUAGUUUCUGAACAUUUACUGUAGUUUUAGUUUUAUAUUUUUAAAAGAGUACAAAUAACGAAGUAGAAUAUAUAAUUUCCAGUAUUUACUAUAUUUUAAAUUGUUACUAAUAAUAAUUAAUUUAACAUAAGGAAAAGUCUUUAUUUCAAAAAUUAAAUUUUUUAACAUACAAAGCUUAUAUAUUAAAGACAAAGUGCGGAAAUUGUAUUCCAAUUUAUAAUUGCUUUUUGUCAAAAAAGUGUCUGUUAUAUGACCUUACAUUAAAAUAAUUUUAUCUGAUGCAUACAAAAAAUUUUUUGCUAUCUAACGAUGUAUAUAUCUUAUUUGUGGUUCUCGUGCUAAAAUUAAAUUAUUUUCUUUCA